Molecule: messenger RNA, 1431 nt
Organism: Rotaria sordida
Lineage: Eukaryota; Metazoa; Rotifera; Eurotatoria; Philodinida; Philodinidae
Source: the annotation of a GenBank genome assembly
AUGCACACCGUUUUUCGAAUUGAUGAAAUUCGAAAACUUGACAAUGAAAGUUCACUUUAUCAAGUAGAUCUUAAACUGACGUCAGAUGAAGACCAACAAUUACGUCAACUCACAGAAAAUAUAUUAGAAGGGGCGUCACAUGAGACUUGUUGGUCACGAUUGGGUAUAUUGCUAUUAAAAAUAGGACAAUAUAGCAAGGCCGAAAAAUUGUAUACUGCACUACUCGAACAAAUAUCCAACGACAGUACUAGAGCCACAAUUUACAACAAUCUUGCAGUGCUGAAAGAUCAACAAGGACUACACCAAGAAGCAGCAUCAUUUUGCGAAAAAUCCCUCGAGAUCCGUCGAAAAACUCUUCAAGGAGAUCAUCCUUCACUGGCUACUUCCUACCACAACAUUGCUGGAGUGUAUUACAACAUAGGUGACUACUCGAAAGCACUUGAAUUUUACGAAAAAGCACUUAAAAUAAGAGAAAAAGCUCUGCCUCCGAAUCAUCCCGAUUUCGCUCAAUCCUCCAAUAACAUCGGUGGAGUGUAUAACAACAUGGGUAUCUACUCGAAAGCACUUGAAUUUUACGAAAAAGCACUUAAAAUCUUUGAAAAAGCUCUGCCUCCGAAUCAUCCCGAUUUGGCUACUUCCUACAAUAACAUCGGUGGAGUGUAUAGAAACAUGGGUGAUUACUCGAAAGCACCUGAAUUUUACGAAAAAGCACUUAAAAUCUUCGAAAAAACUCUACCUUCGAAUCAUCCCUUAUUGGCUAGUUCCUACAAUAACAUCGGUGGAGUGUAUAGCAACAUGGGUGACUACUCGAAAGCACUUGAAUUUCACGACAAAGCACUUAAAAUAAGAGAAAAAACUCUGUCUCCGAAUCAUCCCGAUUUGGCUAGUUCCUACAAUAACAUCGGUGAAGUGUAUCACCACAUUCGUGACUACUCGAAAGCACUUGAAUUUUACGAAAAAGCACGUAAAAUCAUCGAAAAAACUCUACCUCCGAAUCAUCCCUCAUUGGCUAUUUCCUACGGCAACAUCGGUCAAGUGUAUAACAAGAUGGGUGACUACUCGAAAGCACUUCAAUUUUACGAAAAAGAUCUCGAAAUCAAGAAAAAAGCUCUGCCUACGAAUCAUCCCGAUUUGGCUAUUUUCUACAUCAACAUCGGUGUGGUGUAUCAAAACAUGGGUAACUACUCGAAAGCACUUGAAUUUUACGAAAAAGCACAUAAAAUCUUCGAAAAUGCUCUACCUUCGAAUCAUCCCUUAUUGGCUACUUUAUACAACAACAUCGGUACUGCAUAUUUCGGCAAAGGAGACUACUCAAGAGCACUCUCAUUCUUAGAAAAGGCACUUGUUAUCUUCCAAAAAUCACUUCCACCAAACCACCCUGAUAUUCAGAAAGUCACAGACGUGAUUGCCUACGUAAAAAAGAGAAUGUAA